Messenger RNA from Nicotiana attenuata, 2906 nucleotides. RefSeq lists its product as uncharacterized. The record is from RefSeq and is a predicted model, not a curated record. Gene Ontology annotation, molecular function: RNA-DNA hybrid ribonuclease activity; nucleic acid binding. NCBI's taxonomy places the organism in Eukaryota, Viridiplantae, Streptophyta, Magnoliopsida, Solanales, Solanaceae. Bases 973 to 1806 code for a protein of 277 amino acids. The transcript has a single exon.
CGGGAUCUUAACAAGGCAAGUCCAAAAGACAAUUUCCCACUGCCGAACAUCCACAUAUUGAUUGAUAAUUGUGCCAAACAUGAGAUUGGUUCUUUUGUGGAUUGUUACGCGGGGUACCACCAGAUCUUAAUGGAUGAGGAGGAUGCAGAAAAGACGACAUUCAUCACGCCGUGGGGAACAUACUGUUAUCGGGUCAUGCCGUUUGGUUUGAAAAAUGCUGGGGCAACCUAUAUGAGGGCAAUGACAACAAUAUUCCAUGAUAUGAUACACAAGGAAAUUGAGGUGUACGUGGAUGAUGUGAUCGUGAAGUCUAGAAAGCAGUCUGACCACGUCAAGGAUCUGAGGAAGUUCUUCCAAAGGCUUCGCAGGUACAAUCUUAAGCUCAAUCCUACAAAGUGCGCUUUCGGAGUGCCAUCUGGAAAGUUGUUGGGGUUUAUAGUCAGCCGCCGGGGUAUUGAACUAGACCCAUCAAAGAUCAAGGCUAUUCAGGAAUUGCCACCUCCGAGGAACAAGACUGAGGUGAUGAGUCUGUUGGGGAGAUUGAAUUAUAUCAGCAGGUUCAUUGCUCAGCUCACGACAACUUGUGAGCCAAUCUUCAAACUGUUAAAGAAAGAUGCUGCAGUCAAGUGGACGAAUGAAUGUCAGGAGGCUUUUGAUAAGAUAAAAGGGUAUUUGUCGAACCCACCCGUGUUGGUCCCGCCAGAACCAGGGAGGCCUUUGAUUCUAUAUUUGACGGUUUUGGAUAAUUCAUUUGGCUGUGUACUGGGGCAACAUGAUGUUACUGGCAGAAAAGAGCAAGCGAUUUAUUACCCCAGCAAGAAGUUCACAUCUUACGAGGUGAAGUAAACUCAACUUGAGAGGACGUAUUGUGCCUUAACCUGGAUAGCGCAGAAAUUGAAACAUUAAUUGUCAUCAUACACCACCUAUCUCAUUUCUCGGUUGGACCCGUUGAAGUACAUUUUUCAGAAGCCCAUGCCCACGGAGAGGCUUGCAAAGUGGCAGAUCCUGCUUACAGAAUUUGACAUUGUCUACGUGACUCGGACCGCAAUGAAAGCACAGGCCUUGGCGUAUCAUUUGGCCGAGAAUCCAGUUGAUGAGGAUUAUGAACCUUUGAAGACUUAUUUCCCUGAUGAAGAGGUGAUGCACAUUGAUGAGUUGGAACAAGUUGAGAAGCCGGGAUGGAAACUUUUCUUUGAUGGGGCUGCCAACAUGAAAGGCGUGGGGAUAGGAGCAGUACUUAUCUCUGAAACAGGGCAGCACUACCCUGUUACAGCUCAGCUUCGUUUCUAUUGUACUAACAACAUGGCAGAAUAUGAGGCAUGUAUCUUGGGUCUGAGGUUAGCUGUAGAUAUGGGUGUCCGGGAAGUCUUGGUCAUGGGUGACUCGGACCUACUGGUACACCAAAUUCAAGGAGAAUGGGAAACACGGGACUUGAAGCUUAUACCGUACCGACAAUGCUUGCAUGAUCUUUGUCAACGGUUUCAGUCAAUAGAGUUCAGGCACAUUCCAAGGAUUCAUAAUGAGGUCGCCGAUGCUUUGGCUACUUUGGCGUCAAUGUUGCAUCAUCCAGAUAAGGCUUACGUGGACCCUUGGCAGAUUCAGGUCCGCGAUCAGCAUGCUUAUUAUAAUGUGGUGGAAGAGGAACUUGACGGUGAGUCGUGGUUUCAUGACAUCAAGGAAUAUAUCAGGAUGGGGAUGUAUCCGGUACAGGCCACAGGUGACCAGAAAAGAACGAUUCGACGGUUGGCAAGCGAGUUUUUCUUUAGUGGUUCAGUGUUGUACAAAAAAACUCCAGAUCUUGGGUAGUUAAGAUGCAUUAAUGCGAGGCAGGCCACAACUAUCAUGACUGAGGUACAUUCCGGAGUUUGUGGACCGCAUAUGAGUGGGUACGCUCUGGCAAAGAAAUUCUUCGAGCAAUGUAUUAUUGGCUUACUAUGGAGUGGGAUUGUAUCAGAUUCGUACGCAAAUGUCAUCAGUGCCAAGUGCAUGGAGAUUUGAUUCAUUCUCCACCAUCAGAAUUACACACGAUGUCAGCACCGUGGCCUUUCGUUGCAUGGGGCAUGGAUGUCAUUGGGCCAAUUGAGCCAGCAGCGUCAAAAAGCACAGGUUCAUUUUAGUGGCUAUAGAUUAUUUUACCAAGUGGGUAGAGGCUAAAACGCUCAAGUCUGUAACCAAGAAAGCUGUGGUGAAUUUUGUGCAUUCAAACAUUAUCUGUCGGUUUGGGAUACCAAAGGUGAUCAUUACAGACAAUGGAGCUAAUCUCAAUAGUCAUUUGAUGAAAGAGACAUGUGAGCAGUUCAAGAUUACCCAUCACAAUUCUACCCCAUACCGCCCUAAGGCAAAUGCUGCGGUUGAGGCGGCCAACAAGAAUAUAAAGAAGAUACUUCGGAAAAUGGUAGAUGGUUCUAGACAGUGGCAUGAAAAGCUGCCUUUUGCAUUGUUGGGGUACCGCACCACUGUUCGAACUUCAGUAGGGGCGACUCCUUAUUCAUUGGUGUAUGGCACCGCAGCAGUGAUACCCGCAGAAGUGGAAAUCCUGUCCCUUCGAAUUAUCGCGGAGGCUGAGAUCGAUAAUGAUGAAUAGGUGAAAACCUGCCUGGAACAGUUGAGUUUGAUCGAUGAGAAAAGAUUGGCAUCAGUGUGUCAUGGCCAAUUGUACCAACAAAGAAUGGCAAGAGCGUACAACAAGAAAGUGCGUCCGAGGAAGUUUGAAGUGGGACAGUUAGUGCUGUGACGUAUUUUGCCUCAUUGGGCUGAAGCAAAAGGAAAGUUCGUCCCAAACUGGCAGGGGCCAUUUGUUGUAACCAGAGUGUUGUCUAAUGGUGCACUAUAUUUGACGGAUGUGGAAGGAAAAUGUGUAGAAAUGGCUAUCAAUUCCGAUGCGGUCAAAAGAUACUAUGUAUGAU